GGUCAUGGUGCUGAUCAGAUGGGAUCCACGACGUCCAGGCACACAGGGAGCAGCUCAGACGGUGGAUGGCAGCUCUUACACUCCAGUCCCUGCCUGCUGGGACACUCAGCUUCCUAGGCACUCCUUGCCUCGGUUUCCUCAUUUGUGAGCCCAAGAUAUCUCAGCCCAGGAAUGUGGGGGUGGGAAGUGAUGUGGAAGAGGUUUUGUGAUGGUCACAGUACGUUUUCUGGAACAGACAUGUUCUUAUUUUAAAAUAGUUACUGUUGAGUUCCUGCUGACCCAAGAGCUGGACAUUUUGCUGUGAGCUUUAGGUACAGUAUUCAGCCGAUAUUGUCUGAGGCCCUGCUGCUCGUCGGGCCCUGUUUUAAGCACCUUGAAUUCAAUAGUGCUCAGAUUCUAGGGAGAGAGGAAGAUUACAAUAAAUAAUCACAUAGACAUAAUAUUUGAGGGGUGAUAAGUGCAGUGAAGAAAAGUGAAACACGAGGGAAACGGUGCUAUUUUACAUGUUCAGGGCAGUCUCUGAUAGGGUGACAACUGAGCGGAGAAGGGGGUGAGCCGUGAGACCCUUGGGGGAAAGGACCUUGUGUGUGGAGGGAACAGCGUGUCCACAGGCCCGAGGUGGGAGUGCUCAGCACGGUCAAGGAGCAGCAAGGCAGUCAGGGUGGCUGGAGGGUCUCAUUCAAGGGGGGGGAGUGGUGGGUGCCUGGAGAGAAUGGAGCUGUGUCUGUCAGGAGGCCCCUACGGGACUCUAAGGACUGGGCUUGAAGUGAGAUGGGGACCUUGGAGGGUUUUGGCAGAGGGAUGACACUAUCCAACCACACUAGCUGCUGUUAUGACGAACAGACUGUCGGGGAGCAAAGGUGGCAGCAGAUCACUGGGAGGCUGCUGCAGUAAUCCAGGAGCAAGACGGUGGGCGGGGUUGGCGGGGCUGUGGGGGGGGGCCGGCGGGCGUGUCUGUCUAGGUGGUGAAGCUGGAAGGUAGAGCUGGCAGGGGGCGCGGGUGUGUUGGAUGAAGAUUGUGAGAGAGGAGCCAGGAGGGUGCCGAGGGUUUUGGCCUGAGCAGCUGAAAGGACGGAGGUGCCCUUCAGGGAAAGGGAGUAGACAGCAGUCACCGACGUGUCACACGUUGAGUUGGGGAAGAUGAGGUGAUGGGGGCAUAUGGUACCUCAUUCAGUCCUGACGAAACCCCCGUGAGUAGUCAUUAUUAAUCCUGUUUUAUAUGCAAGGAAAUAGAAGCCCACAGCUCUGAAGUAAAUUGCCCUAGGCCACGGGGCUGCGUUCACAGACCCUGAGAUUUGGCAUUCCCCGUGAUCCUUUUUUCUGCAUCAACACCAGUGUUGUAGUCCAGUCCAAACGACCUCCCUGUCCACCCAUGAAAGCUCCCUGGAGUGAUGGUGUGUGCCUGGAGAGGGCUCUAGAAGAAAGACCUGCUCCCUCCCUCCCUCCCUCCCUCCCUUCCCUUGGUGUUGGUGAGGGCCGAGGGAGAGGGAGGCUGACCGCCAGCACCUGCUCUGGGGCCUCCCUCCAGGUCAUUGGCAGCCUGGAGAAGGAGGUGGUGACUUAAUAGGCCCAGCAGAUGAAGAGAAGAGAACUUGGACCCAGGUUUGAACAGCAGCCUCUCACCAAUAAUGAAAGAUCAGGAGCCAGGAAACUGUAGAUAAAAAUAGCACUUAUCAGUUAAUUGGAAAACAAUAUAUUUUUGCAACCACUGCUUCCACAAGAAAAUAAUUGGGUCCCAAGGCAGGGAACAACUCGUUUUCAUGAAUGAUUAUAUUGAUCAUUGGAGCAACGUGGAUACAUCCCCUUUGGAAAACAAUUCAGAGGAGAAGCGUGUGGCUGGUCAGACAUGCCCAGGGUGAAAUCCUGAGAGGCUGCAGAAGGAGGAGGAAAGAGGCUGGAAGUUCAUGAGGGAGCGGGCCCUGGCUGGGCAGGCCGGUGUGGGGCUGUUGACUGGGAGAUGCAAAACAAGGGAACUCGCCUCCAACCCAAGUCCCGAGCUCUCCCGAGGGAGGAAAGAAAGUGUGUCCAUUCACAUAUCAGUUCCUUAUUCUUUUUUGUUAAAAAACCCACAUUAUUUAUUUAUUUAUUUUUGGCUGCAUCGGGUCUUAGUUGCAGCACGCAGGCUUCUCUCUAGUUGUGGCAUGCCAUGUGGGAUCUUAGUUCCCUGACCAGGGAUCGAACCCACAUCCCCUGCACUGGAAGGCAGAUUCUUAAUCACUGGAGCACCAGGGAAGUCCCUCAGUUCCUUAUUCUGCUUGAACCCAUUGGGUGUUUUGUUUGUUUGCACUUUUCUCCUGGAGGGAUUUACUGGCAGUGAGCAGCAUGUUCUUAUGGAAAGAGGAGCAGGCUGGGAGCCUCCCCUUUGCCACUGAGGGGAGAAUGUGACCCCCAAGUAUUUCCCAUUCCCUUUCCUGCUUCUGGAGUCAUUCAGUCAUUCAUUCUACGCAUAGUUAUCAAACACUGUCAGAACAAGAAGGGAACAUUGGUUGAGGGUUCCUUGUGUGCUAAGUACUGUUCUAAGUGCUUUGCACGUAUUAACACAUUUACUCUUCAUGGCAACCCAGAGUAGGUGUCCUUAGCUCCAUUUUACAGGUGAAGAAACUAAGUCAAAGAAAGCUUAAAUAACGUGACCAAUAUCACUCACCUGGUGAGCGACUGACAGUCACUAGACACCGGGCUAGAUGCUAGAGACAGAAGGGUCCAAACUGGACACAGCUUGUGACCUUGUGGAGCUUAUUUUAUCUAACACGUAGUCACACAAAAGUACAAAGCACAGUGGGCACAAGGGAAGGAGAGGAAAUGAAGUGGUGAGAGAUGUCAGAGGCCUGAUUUGGGUUUGGGGGGUGGACGAGGCUGCACCGAGAGAGGUGGCCUGCUUCCUCGCUGCUUUCAGGUCCUCACUCAGAGUGACUGCUUUGGUCCCUCGUUUAAAACAAUGACCCCCGUCACUCUUGAUGCCCUCCCCCACUCAGCACCGCCACACUUAUCGUGAGCUUUUUGAUGGUUUUUGAGCCAGAUCAAGAAGAGGAUAUCAAAGGUGGUCACUCUUCUGGUAGGUGCCUGCAGAGGAGCUACGGGACAGGUCUGCGUGGAUAUGGGUGCCUGACUUUGAGGCAGCUGGGAACCUAAACCUUCGUUACCUCCUUGCUGAGCCUUAAGGGGACAGUGGGCUCUCGGUCAGUGCGCCUCUUGGGCAGACCCAUCCCCCACCCUCCCCAGGCCCAGGGUGAGUACCACGUGAUCGCUCUCGCUCACCUGUCAGUGCUCUGUUAUUGGUUGGUUCCAUUUGUUACUGUCUGUCUCUCAGAAUUUUCCUGUGGGGCAAGACCUGUGUUUUCCUUUGGUUGCUGCAAAGCCCAGAGGAACUCGUUCAGCGGUUCAUGAAGGAGUGAGCUAUGGAGGGGCUUGUCAAAUGGGAACAGCUGUUAUUUGUCCAGCCCCUUUAAGCCAGGGGCCCACAGCUUCCCUGGGCAUGUGCUCCUCCAUCCCCUCGGCCUUCCUGGCAGAGGCCAAGCAGCUGUUCGUCUGUUUCUACAGAUGGUCAUCCAGGGCCCCAAGAAGGGAAGCUCUUCACUGGGUUACCCAAGGAGGCUGGGGCAGAAUUGAGCCUGGAAUUUAUCUCUGUGCCCUGGUGGUUGUCCAUAAGAUCCGGCCCCCUAUUCUGCAGAGGGAAAACACCAGUGUGAUCAUCAAGAAAUAAUUUUUCUUUGGCCCCAAAUUGAUUUGCCUACAGACGGAUGUGCCAUCCUUAUUUUGUCUUAAUCUAAAUGUAAAUUAAGUUUCCAUUCCCGGGGUACAUUAAGGCAGGGGUCUAGACUUGGAGUUAGGAGCCCUGAAUUCCAUCCAGGCUCUGCUUUUAGUUGUGGUCCUGGGCAAGUCCCUUCUUCUCUGGUCCUCAGUCUUUACCAUCGUAAACAAAGAGUCCAUUCCAAGCCCUGUUGCACAGCAGAACGGCCUGGGUACCUCCAGCCCCCAACACCAAGAUCUGACUCAGUAGGUCUCGAGGCGGAUCCUGGUCCUGUGUACAGGAAGGAGGUGAGGUCUGUUUGGCCACAUGGUCUUACAGGCCCCCUUACCCAACUCGGCAAACCUGGGUGACCAGGUGACAGUGGCUUGCUUUCAUCGAUGAGGGGUCAGGGCCUUGUGGAGAACCAGCCCUUGCCCCUUCCCUCAGCUGCGGCCUGUUUUCAAGAUGGGUCUUCCGCAGAAGAGGACCCAGUGCUUUAGGGACAACAGGACAGAGUUUGGAUUUAAAACGCUGGUGCUAAAUAUCCCAUUUCAAAACUUCACCAAAAAUAAAUAAAUAAGGAAUUCCCUGGUGGUCCAGUGGAUAAGACUCCACGAUCUCACUGCUGAGGGCCUAGGUUCAAUCCCUGGUCAGGGAACUAAGAUCCCACAAGUCGUGCGGCCCAGCCAAAAAAAAUUUUUUUAAUUUUUUAAUUAAAAAAAUUUUAAAAAGCUUCAGCUGAGUGGAUGAAUUUUUUUUUUCCCCCGCAAGUGAACCCUGUCCUUAAUUCCUCUUUUGUAAGCUGGAGGGAGACCUACCUAGGGGCAACUCCAGUCUCAGAGAGAUUGUAGAGAAAUGCCUUGUAAACGGUUUAAUAAUUUAGUUAGAUCUCUCCAUGUGGAUGAUGAUUCUGGUGGAUAUUUUCCUCUCUCCUCGCUGGCUUCCCUGGGUGAGAAUGAGCGCGGGCAGAUUUAAACAUCUAGGUUGGUCCCCUGCUGCCCCAAGCCACCCACCCACUCAGCCCACACCCGAGCGGCUGCCUCCCCCUGUCGUUUAGUGUGUCCUCAGGGGAAGCAGACUCAUUUCAGUAUAAGCUCAAGCAAACUGUAAUUAGGACAGUAAAUCUGCUGUUUAACCAAAAAAAAAAAGUCCUAGGACAGGUUUCAGGGUCCUGGACAUCCUUCCUUUGAUGCUGAAGGAAGGAUGGGAGAGACCUGGCCUUUGAUUUAAUUUCUCCCAGUUUGGGAACAGAGUCCAGGACAUGGUAACCAUGUUUACUGAAAAUGCAACACGGCUUAAAAUCUACUGUGAGAUCGUCUGAGGCUGCAGGAAUGGGGACCUGACUUCAUGAAAGUCUUUUUUUUCUUUCCAUGCCUUGCAGUAUGACUGACUCAGAGCAUCCGUCCUGCACCAGCACCCUCACCUCCUUUCCAGGGCAUUUACCACGUCAGUGGCAGUGCACCAAGGGCUGUAGAUGUGUUUUCUCGGUCAGUCUGCACAACAGCCUUAGGAGGCAGGUUCUGUCAUCUGCAUUUUACCCCCAUUUUAUGGAUGAAGAAAACUGAGGUUGAGAGAGGCAAGUGACUUGCCCCGGGUUGCACAGCAUGCAGGUGGAGCAACUGGAUUUGAAGGGUCUGUGCUCCUAGCCUCUGUGCUGUACUGCAACUGCUCAGUCUGAGAACCGCAGAUCACCACGCCAGGCUGAAGGCUACCUCCCCACCAAGCCUGUUUUCCUUCCCUCGUUCCUUCUUGGCAUGAUCCACACUUCUCUAAACCUCAGGCUUAGUGGCCACUCAGCCACUGCCUCUCGCUGAGCUCCCCACCUGGGCUGCUUCUUAGAUGAGAAGGAGGGAUUAUUACUCUCAGUGUACACCAGUCACCAGGCCUCCCGGUGCCGGUGCUAGGGUGUGGCAGGCAGGCCAUUUCCUCCCCGUGAGCCUCAGUGUCCCAGACUAGAAAGCGGAGGCUGGGGCCAUCUGGAGAGCGCCUUGGGUUCACCCCAGAGGGACAGGUGUCCCUUUCCUAUGGGAGCUUGCCUGCAGUGGGGUACGGCAGCCUCCAGAAAGCUCUCUUUGCUUAAUAGCACCCGACCUUGCUCUGCCUGCUCAGCGUUUUGAUUGCUAAAUUUAUAGUGUUAGUUUGCCUUCUUCAUGAGUGUCUUUAAAAGAACACCGGAGGCCUCUCCUGAAAGAGUUUUCUGUCUCGGGUGGACCCUGAGCCUCCCGAGCUCAGGGGAGGCUCUGCCUGGCCAGCUGUGUCUUGCUCCCCCGCCUUUGCCUUGCUGUCCCCCAGCCAUUUGGCUCCACACUGACUAGGCCUGCUCUGUGCCACAGGCAGGUCCUUCCAGCUUUCCUGUGCGGGACCAUCUCAACCGGGGAGCUUGGCCUCCGGUGACCUCCCUCUUUCCUAGGAAGAUGUUCCUGGUGGGCCUGACAGGGGGCAUUGCCUCAGGCAAGAGCUCGGUGAUCCAGGUGUUCCAGCAGCUGGGUUGUGCGGUGAUUGAUGUGGACGUCAUUGCCCGGCAUGGCUCCUCUUCAUGCCACAGUCGUCCAGCCAGGGUACCCUGCCCACCGGCGUAUCGUGGAGGCCUUCGGCACUGAGGUCUUGCUGGAGAAUGGCAACAUCGAUCGAAAGGUCCUGGGGGACCUGAUCUUUAACCAGCCCGACCGGCGGCACCUGCUCAACUCCAUCACCCACCCCGAGAUCUGCAAGGAAAUGAUGAAGGAGACCUUCAAGUUCUUCCUCCGGGGAUACCGCUACGUGAUUCUGGAUAUCCCCCUGCUGUUUGAGACCAAGAAGCUGCUCAAGUACAUGAAGCACACGGUGGUGGUUUACUGUGACCGAGACACGCAGCUGGCCCGGCUGAUGGAGCGGAACAACCUGAACCGCGACGACGCAGAGGCCCGGAUCAAGGCCCAGCUGCCCCUGAAGGACAAGGCCCGCAUGGCCCGCCACGUUCUAGACAACUCGGGCGAGUGGAGUGUCACCAAACGCCAGGUGGUCCUCCUGCACGCCGAGCUGGAGCGCUCCCUGGAGUACCUGCCACUGCGGCUCGGGGUCCUCACGGGGCUGGCCGGCAUCACCAGUCUCCUCUACCUGCUCACCCACUACCUCCUGCCUUCCCCCUAGCGGGACCCUGCAAGGCAGGAAUUCCUGGGUCUCCAUCUCCUCAGAGGCUGAAACCAGGUAAUGAAUGCAUCCGGUUUCCUCCCAACCCCUCAGCACACACACUCUGGAUCUGGGCUGGAGCCCUGCACUGGGCCAACCCUUCCUCGGAGCACAUCCUGUCCAAGGCAGAGAAGCAGCCCUCUGUCAGCAGAUGCUCCUUCCCACCUCCCCCAGCGCCCCUCCCUCUGGAACAGUGACCAUCACGGGCUGUGGAAGCAACAGUGGUAGACUCUUGUAACUUUCUUGUGGGCGGGGGUGAGGAGCACCUUCAGUGGCCGUCACCAGUGUUUAAAGCUGGGAGGGUCCCUGGGCUUGAACCCUUUCCUAGCACGUGCCCCGUCACGGCCAAAACCCCCUGUGUGGACCAUGGGAAAUCAGUUUAGACCAAGGGCUGCCUUCAAGCAGGAUUCCCCUGUAGAUUGAAGCCCUUGGCCAGGAGGCAGUAACAAUCCCCUUGUCGUGAUGCUGUAGUGAGGCAGAGGCCAGGCCUCUUCUGGGAUGACCCACUGUCCCACCGUGGCAUUUCCCUAGCACUCUCCGCACCCUGCUCCCCGCCUCCUACCACUCUACCUCCCUGAGCUCUUGCUAGGCUGCACACGGUGCACCAGGCUGUUUCUGGCCUCUUUGCCUUCACCUUGCUGCUCCCCAAUCUGGAAAACCUUUUUUUUUUUCCCCUACAACUGGUUACCUUCCAGCUCAGGCACCAUCUGAAGCCCCAGGCUGGGUUAGGUGCUCUGGGAUACCCCCUGCCCCACAUUUUACCUGAAUCCACAGUAUAAUAAUCAGCCAAAAACUGGUUAGUCUCUCCUACUAGACUGUAAGCCCUUUGAGGGCAGGAACUGUGUCUUAUUCAUCUGUGUUCCUGGUGCAGAGCCUGACUCGCCAUUGGUGCUGAAUAAAGUGUGUUGAUCUGAAA
Orcinus orca (killer whale) is the source of this 7811-nucleotide messenger RNA. RefSeq names its product dephospho-CoA kinase domain containing (gene DCAKD). Lineage: Eukaryota; Metazoa; Chordata; Mammalia; Artiodactyla; Delphinidae. The transcript is spliced from 4 exons. Bases 6230 to 6856 code for a protein of 208 amino acids. Gene Ontology annotation, molecular function: ATP binding; dephospho-CoA kinase activity. Gene Ontology annotation, biological process: coenzyme A biosynthetic process. The record is from RefSeq and is a predicted model, not a curated record.